This is a messenger RNA of Grosmannia clavigera kw1407, 822 nucleotides long. RefSeq lists its product as uncharacterized. The record is from RefSeq and is a predicted model, not a curated record. Gene Ontology annotation, cellular component: endoplasmic reticulum membrane; endoplasmic reticulum. Bases 1 to 822 code for a protein of 273 amino acids. Lineage: Eukaryota; Fungi; Ascomycota; Sordariomycetes; Ophiostomatales; Ophiostomataceae. The transcript is spliced from 2 exons.
AUGGUUGCCAUGAUACGUUCCGCCCUCGCGCUCCUGGCGCUGCAGGUUCUGGGCGCCUUUGCCGCCGUGGAGGAAGCUGCCGCCGAAAUGCCGCAGCUCAACAUUGGCGUCAAGACUACCUUUGUUGAUGCCGACAGCAUUCUCGGCCUCAAGCUGAUCAACGGCCGCCCGACCAAGGCGGCCGUCGAGCUGACGAACCACGAGGCCGAGCCGGUGCGCCUGGCCCUGAUCGGCGGCACCCUUUUGACGACCAACGCGCUCCCAGAAGAUGCGCCGCCAUCGGCCGCCAUCGUGGCCAACCUGACGGGCGUCACGUACGAGAACAGCAAGGACGCCAUCCUGGCGCCCGGCGCGACCAAGGUGUUCCCUUACAGCUUUGUGCUGGACCUGCAGCCGCGCGACGUGAAGCUCAGCCUGCAGGCCGUUGUCAGCUCGAGCGCUGGCCAUGUGUUCCAGCUCGAGGCCCACAGCGACACGGCCACCAUUGUCGACCCACCGAUCAGCUUCUUCGACCCGCAGAUCAUCUUCCUGUACAUCUUCCUCACCGGCGUCUUCGGCGCAACCCUCUACUUUGUCUACAAGACCUGGAUCGAGGCACUCUUCCCCCAGGCCAAGCGCACCGGGGCUGGCCGCAAGAGCCGCAAGGCUGCUGUGGCUGCCGAGCCGACGGCGGCCGACGCUGCCCUCUCCGGCAACGAAUCUACGGGUGCGGGCACUGGCGCCGAAGACUUUGAUGCCAGCUGGAUUCCGGCACAUCACCUGAACAAGCCGGUGGCGAAGCGCGUCAAGAGCGGCCCUGCCAAGAAGAAGACAACUGAAUAG